AUGACUUUUAUUCCUCCUCAAGAAGAUAUUGUCCCUAGCCAGUUGGGACCGGAGUAUCUGGGUUUCGACCAUAUUCUUUGGUAUGUUGGCAACGCUAAACAGGCCGCAUCUUAUUAUAUCACUCGUUGGGGCUUCAAAUCAAUUGCCUACAAAGGGCCAGAGAAUGGAUCAAAUCACAUUGCUGGUCAUGUUAUAAAAAAUGGAGACGUGAUAUUUGUCUUCAUCUCACCAAUAAUUUCUUUCCCUUGCAACAAGCUGGAUUACAAAACGACCUCGGAGGAAAAGCAACAACUCCAGGAAAUACAGGAUCACCUCUUAAAGCACGGAGACGGGGUCAAGGAUAUCGCGUUCCGAGUCAGCGCAGAUGUCAAACCCAUUUUCGACAAGGCAAUUGCUGCAGGGGGUCAAGCUGUGCAUCAACCGACUACUAUCAAGGACGCGGGUAAUGGAGUGAUCCAAACCUGCACAAUUGGAUCAUAUGGAGAUACAACUCACACACUCGUUAAUCGCAGAAACUACAAGGGCUGCUUCAUGCCCGGGUUUCAGCCGGUUGAUGAGAGCGAUCCAAUUGAACGUUACCUUCCACAGGUUGAUUUCAUGAAUAUUGACCACUGUGUGGGAAACCAACCUUGGGAUGGGCUUGAUCCUACCGUCAGCUUGUAA
Trichophyton rubrum CBS 118892 is the source of this 663-nucleotide messenger RNA. RefSeq names its product 4-hydroxyphenylpyruvate dioxygenase. The transcript has a single exon. The record is from RefSeq and is a predicted model, not a curated record. Gene Ontology annotation, molecular function: 4-hydroxyphenylpyruvate dioxygenase activity. The coding region runs from base 1 to 663 and encodes 220 amino acids. NCBI's taxonomy places the organism in Eukaryota, Fungi, Ascomycota, Eurotiomycetes, Onygenales, Arthrodermataceae. Gene Ontology annotation, biological process: L-tyrosine catabolic process.